Molecule: messenger RNA, 2747 nt
Organism: Cladophialophora immunda
Lineage: Eukaryota; Fungi; Ascomycota; Eurotiomycetes; Chaetothyriales; Herpotrichiellaceae
Exons: 3
Coding region: 201-2198 (665 amino acids)
Biological process (GO): carbohydrate metabolic process
Source: RefSeq, a predicted model, not a curated record
CCACAAUCCUCGCCGUCGGAACCCCAGUCCUAUGAGACAAAUGGAUAACUUACAGGGGAAUAGGCCAAGGGUCGAGUCUUCCCGUCGGUGUCGGCAAAGAGCAAUAUUGUCGCACAAGACCUUGGUUCUUUGAGCGCCGGCACUGAACUCUCACUCCUGCCAGACCACCAGCAAUCCUAGCUCGACAUCAUUGUGCAAUCAUGGCCUAUCCCCAAGAGACGUUCAUGCGGACCUCGAUCGCGCCGGGAUCUCUAAUAGCUCGGCGACGCGACGCUGUGGCCUCCAAGACACUCUCUUACCAACUCAAAAUGUUGAAAGACACAGGCAGAUACAAUGCAUUCAACCUGGGAUGGCAUCCCUCGUACAAUGACCCUCCUGAUGAAUGGCCGAUACCAAAUCACCUCUUCUGGGACUCAGAUAUUGCUAAAUGGAUCGAAGGAGCGUGCUACCUUCUACGUGGACGGACUGAUUCGACAGUUGACUCGGCGAUCAAGGAGCUAGUUGAGAUGAUUAGGACUUCUCAACUGUCCGAUGGGUACCUCAACAUACAUUAUACCGUCGUCAGUCCCGGACAACGGUUCACCAAUCUACGUGAUUUUCACGAACUCUACAACGCCGGCCAUCUUAUCGAGGCAGCCCUAGCUCACAAUGAUUUAUACAAAAAUAAUGACCUCCUGAACCCGAUUCUCGAGUAUGUUGAACUUUUAUGUCGCAGGUUUGGACGGAAGAAGGGUCAACUCCCCGGCUAUCCAGGCCAUCCUGAGAUCGAGCUCGCUCUUCUUCGAUUGUACCACCGUACUCAAAAUCCUGAGCACCUCGAACUGGCAAAGUUCUUUAUUACUGAGAGAGGAAACCCAACCGGCAUCGAUGGCAGCCACUAUUACCAUUUCGAAGCAAAAAGAAGAGGAGAAGAACCACAUGUGAGAAUGCCAUUCUGGGGCGAGGCGGACGCGCUCUGGUACUACCAAGCCCAUAAGCCGAUUGUGGAGCAGCAGACUAUCGAAGGCCAUGCUGUGCGCGCCAUGUACCUUCUCACAGCAGCAGCCGACUUAGUACGACUGGAACCGACCUCUAAUGGCCGCUUGAAACAUGCCAUAUAUCGGCUAUGGGACAAUAUGGUCGAAUGCAAGAUGUACGUGACCGGCGGAAUUGGAGCUAUAAAGCAAUGGGAGGGCUUUGGCCUGAACUACUUCCUCCCACAAGGGACCGAUGAAGGAGGCUGCUACGCCGAGACGUGCGCUGCCAUUGGUGUGAUGAUGCUAGCGGAACGAAUCUUACGAUACGAUCUGGACCACCGGUUCGGCGAUAAAAUGGAAUUAUCGCUCUACAACGCCGUGUUGACAGGAAUGUCGCACGACGGCACCAAGUUCACGUACGUUAAUCAGCUGGCGUCCAGUAACCAAGAUCCCUCUAGACGCGAGGGAUGGUUUAAGUGCGCCUGCUGCCCUCCGAACGUCCUUAGGUUACUAGGCCAAAUCGGUGGCUAUGUAUACACCCAGACGGCAGAGAACCCACAUCAAGUCAAUGUCCACUUGUACGUCCCAAGCACAUAUGAGUUCACAUCUGGCAAUCAGUCUGCAACUUUGACUCAAAGGAGUAGUUGGCCGUGGAGUGGAAAGGUCGAAUUCAGUCUUCAAACCCAGACGCCGCUGGUCAAUGUCAGUCUGGCGCUUAGGAUACCGGGAUGGGCAAAGAAGUGGAAGUUGAAUCCAAGGCCACCAAAAUACGACCUCCAGAGAGGUUACCUCCUUUUGUCCGCCGAGUGGUUGUCUGCUUUCCGGAUCUUUUCUCUCGAGGUGGACAUCUCGCCUCGCCUUGUCACGCCACAUCCCUAUACAAAUCAAGAUACUGUAGCAGUGGUUCGAGGCCCAAUUGUGUAUUGCGUGGAGGAUGUCGACAACCCUUGGGUGAAAGACCAUUUCAAAAGCACUUUGCUGCAAACUACGUGCUCGUUCGUCGAGAAGACUGUGACUGACGAUACGACGGGAGACACAUACGUUGCAAUCACCACCAACGGCGCGAGCAUGCUCAAAACGGAGGCCAUUCGAGCCGAUCCCGGCGUCUUACUGCAAGGGCCGGCGAAGUUCGAUAAGAGUGGCAUUAGCGAGUUGAAUUUCGUACCUUACUUCUUCAAAGCCAACCGCGGCGGUCGCGGCCAAGCAAGAGUCGGAUUGAGAAGAUGGCAUACGGAUCUGUGAGUCUCUGCACAAAUCCCAGACUCAAUAACGACGAGUAGCCACCCUGCGGUAGGCAACCCAGGUCCAUGGUACGAAGCGACGUAGCGCCUAUUCUAGGAGUUCCUGGUAUGAUUGUUUCUUACGACAGCCCAAAGGAAGCCGGCAUGAUGAUUCGAUUAUUACUGUUGCGCUGUUUCUACUUCAGAUAACGAAGACGCUCACCAUAGCUGAGAGAGGAAGGAGCAGUUGCAUUCACGUCGUUGUCUGCAUGGAUGUGUCCAAGGGCUCGUCGGGGCCCUCGGAACUAAUCUACCUUUACCCAUCCCAACCCUCCUCGCCAUACACGAGAUAGCGAUGCUCGCUGAAACGCAUCUCCUGCACGAAAUGCCUUGAGGUCCCAGGUCAUGUCUGAGGGGAGAGUUGGAUUUGUGUAACCGGACGACGGAAAAGCACACACAGAGUGAAGGGCAGCCGGGGGACGAUCACGUCACUUGUUGGAGUUCGUGGUAAAGGUCAUAGCGGAGGUGCUGGCUGGCAAGAUCCAGACUCUGUCCGAAAGGCUCGACCGAC